This is a messenger RNA of Salvia splendens (bonfire salvia), 777 nucleotides long. RefSeq names its product subtilisin-like protease SBT3. Gene Ontology annotation, molecular function: serine-type endopeptidase activity. The coding region runs from base 1 to 777 and encodes 258 amino acids. The transcript has a single exon. The record is from RefSeq and is a predicted model, not a curated record. Gene Ontology annotation, biological process: proteolysis. Lineage: Eukaryota; Viridiplantae; Streptophyta; Magnoliopsida; Lamiales; Lamiaceae.
AUGGCGCUAGGCGUGUUGAUCCUGGCAGCCUUUCAUCCCCAUCUCACGGCCGCGAGAAUUGGCAGAAACAUCGACCUCGCCACCGACUACAAUCUCCUGUCGGGCACGUCGAUGGCGUGUCCGCAUAUCUCCAUGGCCGCGGCGCUCCUGAAAGCCUCGUACCCCGAUUGGAGCCCCGCAGCGAUACAGUCUGCGCUGGUGACCACAGCCAAUCCUCUGGACAACACGAACCGGCCCAUUAGGGAACAGGACGGCUCGGUCGCCUCGCCGUUGGGCAUCGGGUCGGGUCACGUUGACCCGAACCAAGCUCUGGAUCCAGGCCUUGUUUAUGAUGCUUCUGUGCAAGACCUAGUGAAUCUGGUAUGUUCCAUGAACUUUACUCGCAACCAGACUCUGACCAUCAUAAGGUCAAGCUACAACUGCUCAAAUCCAACGUCCGACCUCAAUUAUCCGUCUUUCGUGGCUCUGAUUCGGGCGGCCGAGAUCAGAAGGACGUUGACUCGGAGGUUCCGGAGAAGAGUGACGAAUGUAAGGAAUGGUGCGGCCACGUAUAAGUUUACGGUGGAAGUGCCGGUGAACACCACAGCCGUAGUGGAGCCUCAAACUUUGGUGUUUCGCAAGAAAAAUGAGACGAAGAGGUAUUCUCUCACGAUUCGAUACAAGGCUGAUAUAGAGAUUCAACAUAGAGAAGGUGCAGUCAUUUGGACCGACCAAACCGGCAAGUAUAGAGUGAGAAGUCCGAUUAUGGUGUCGGCAGCCGCCGACAAUUUCGAGUAA